AUGACUGAUCACUGCAGGAAAACCGGAUGGGAUGUCAGUGCAAAUGAUUUGAUUGAAAUCAAAGAUACAUCAUUUUGCGAUAUAGGAUAUACUGGACAAGGUUCUGCUGUUUUUUCAAAUAGUGCAUCAAAAAGGUUUAACAUCUUAAAUUGCGUAUUUACGCUAUGCAGAGCAACAGAAAUCGGAGAAGCUUUAAGAGUUAUAAACUCUCCGACAGUUACAUUAAAGUCCUGCUCUGCAUCUCAGCGCUAUACAAGUACAAAUACUGAUGAUGAGUUGAAUAGAUGGGGCCAAUUCUUUGCAUUCACAGGUGCCGAAAAUUCUCAAUGCGAAACUCAUGUUGACAAUGUUGGAAUUGAUAAAUGUCCACUAACGACAGAACUAAGAGGUCAAAGACCCGCGUUUUUCCACAGAUGCAAUGUCGAUUUCACUCAUUCAAACGUUACUGAUUCACAUUGCACUUACUGCAGUGGAUUUUAUCUUGGAGAUUGCGCAGCAUCAGUUAAAUACAUUCUAAUCUCAGGAACAUCAAGCAAUUGCGUAAGUAUAGAGUUAGAAAAUACAACAGGUUCACUUACCCACAUAACUUUAACUAAUAUAACUCAAUCAGAUUGGAACCUUUCCGUUAUUUAUUAUCUUAAUUCCACAGUUUCAUUCGAAUACUUCACUCUUACAGAUUACAACAUUAAUGAAUUAGCUUACCUCUUCAAUUACAGUCUUAAGUCCGAUACACCUUCCGGUGGUGUUUCAUUGAACCAUUACACAAUUGUUCCUCCAUUCCCCAACAUGGGCAAUUUAACAAGCAUGGAAGGAAAUGAAACCAAAACCACAGACACUACAACAGAGGAACCAAAAGGACCAACAGAAGAAAUAAAGACACCAACAGAAACACCUACAGAAAUACCUAAAUAG
Trichomonas vaginalis G3 is the source of this 912-nucleotide messenger RNA. RefSeq names its product sensory perception of sound protein family. Lineage: Eukaryota; Parabasalia; Trichomonadida; Trichomonadidae. Bases 1 to 912 code for a protein of 303 amino acids. The record is from RefSeq and is a predicted model, not a curated record. The transcript has a single exon.